AUGAUUUUUUCUACGAUGAUUUUUCGAAUCAUUUGCUUCUUUGCGCUUGCACUUGGAGUUUUUGCUCAGUCAAAUGAGUUAGAAAGACUGUCCCUCAAGCCACCCUACAUUAAUCACGGAAUGAGAAGUCUGUGGUGGGAAUAUGGUGGAAGCACUAUUGUCGAUAAAAAGAACGGUAUUUUUUUGACCCAAGACUUGCAACAUCAAAGUGGAUGGCUUUCGACCCGAUUACCUACCCCUACCUCCAGCUUUGAGGUAUUGUUUCAAUUCCGCAUCUCGAGUGAGUCCAGGAACCUCUUUGGCGAUGGCAUGGGAUUAUUUUUGACCGAAGAACGUGCCAAGUCAGGCCCUGUUUUUGGGUUUACUGAUAAGUUCAAUGGUUACGGCAUUUUCUUUGAUACCUACAACAAUAAUCGACCGGGAACAAUUUUCCCUCGUGUUGUUGUCAUGAAGGGAGAUGGAAAGACCUCUUAUGAUGCUGAUCAAGAUGGAAAGGCCAACGAAAUCGGUGGAUGCAGUGCUUUACACUUGCAUAGCAGUGAUUACACCUUGGGCAAAUUGAAGUUUGACAAGAAGAAUAAGGUUCUUCGUUUGGAAUUAGCAUAUGACGCUAGCUCCGAUUUUAUCAAGUGCUUUGAAUUGAAUGAAGUUGAUAUGCCCGCAACUGCUUUCCUUACGUUUUCUGCUAUUACCGGUGAAUUAAGCGAAAACCAUGAAAUUCAUAGCAUUAGUAGCAGAACUAUCAUUGACAUCAAUGACGAGUUCACUCCGGAAAUUCCUCAAGAAGAUUUGAAGGGACCUACUACUAAGCAUAGUCCUUGGAAGCGCCGCUUCAUCUUCGUCCUUGUUACCUUGAUUGUCGUCUUUUCCGUCUUUUCCUUACGUUCAUACCAACAAAAACAGGAAAGAAUCCGUCGUUCUCCUGUUCUUUAA
This is a messenger RNA of Schizosaccharomyces osmophilus, 933 nucleotides long. Its product is annotated as lectin family glycoprotein receptor. The record is from RefSeq and is a predicted model, not a curated record. Gene Ontology annotation, biological process: Golgi organization; endoplasmic reticulum to Golgi vesicle-mediated transport; endoplasmic reticulum organization. The transcript has a single exon. Gene Ontology annotation, molecular function: D-mannose binding. The coding region runs from base 1 to 933 and encodes 310 amino acids. Gene Ontology annotation, cellular component: Golgi membrane; endoplasmic reticulum membrane; endoplasmic reticulum-Golgi intermediate compartment. Lineage: Eukaryota; Fungi; Ascomycota; Schizosaccharomycetes; Schizosaccharomycetales; Schizosaccharomycetaceae.